GAUGCCCUUCCGGUGGGUGGAAACCGCGCUUCCGGUUUCUGCGCGCUCCCCUCACGCUCCCUUGUUUCUCGGUCAAUAGGAAGUCGCCGUUUCGUUUGCCGCCGCCGCCGCGCUCCUGACAGGCCCCUUCCCACCCCACAUGGAGCCCCCCGGGCAAGUCCGCGGUGGGGCCCACAGACCCGACCCCGGAGGCCCUCGCCAGGGCCAGUUUAGCCAUUCCUAUGUACCCACAGAGGAGGAAAAGAGAGUCUUCGAAGAAUGCAAUACUGAGAGCCUCUGGUACAGAUCGCUGCCUUUUUCUGCUGUUGGCAUGCUUGUCACCCAAAUACUAAUUAAAAAAGGAAUUCUUACAACACAUUCAAAGUUUGGCUCUCUACCAAAAGUUUUAUUUGCUGGCUUUUGUGGCUACAUUGGUGGAAAGUUUUCUUAUAUGAAGGCAUGCCAAGAGAAGCUUAAAAGGCUAGAGAAUUCACCACUGGGAGAAGCUCUGAGGAAAAAUAAACCUAUUCAACCUGAGUAUUACUCUAAAAAACCAGAAGCUUCAGAUGUGCCUUUACCUUUUGAAAGUACUCCAACAGCAGCAGCAGCACCACAAGCACAUACUUCCAAAUACCAUGUUGAUAAUUACGGAGCGACAGACUUUCCCUCUAGUGAUGAUCCAGUCCCAUUUAGUUCUACCAUGAAUGAAUCUUCUCCUUCUGGAAUAACAGAUGGUUUCCCUCAAGAACCUGCUUUGUUUCUGGAAGAACGUCCAAAAAGAAAAGGAAUCACGUAUGAUGAAUUAAGGAGUCGCAAUAGAGAGAUGUAUGAGGCAGGAAUAACACAGAAGUCAGAAUUUACAUCGAAGUCUUCACAGGAAAAACCAAUAAAGAGAGAUGUUAAAGUCAAUAAAUAUGGAGAUGCUUGGGAAGACUGAAAAUCUUUACACCUUCUGAAGACAUUUCUUCAACCAAAAAUUUCAGCUUCAUCAGUGUUGGUCCAAUACCUGAAUGUUUUUCUGUAUUCUGAAAUGCACUUGCUUUACAAUAAAAAUACUUGGGUCUUC
This is a messenger RNA of Podarcis raffonei (Aeolian wall lizard), 1045 nucleotides long. RefSeq names its product OCIA domain containing 1 (gene OCIAD1). Gene Ontology annotation, cellular component: endosome. Bases 140 to 916 code for a protein of 258 amino acids. Lineage: Eukaryota; Metazoa; Chordata; Lepidosauria; Squamata; Lacertidae. The transcript has 8 exons. The record is from RefSeq and is a predicted model, not a curated record.